Messenger RNA from Penicillium manginii, 879 nucleotides. Its product is annotated as sulfotransferase family protein. The transcript has 4 exons. The coding region runs from base 1 to 879 and encodes 292 amino acids. The record is from RefSeq and is a predicted model, not a curated record. Lineage: Eukaryota; Fungi; Ascomycota; Eurotiomycetes; Eurotiales; Aspergillaceae.
AUGUCGAGGCAAGUCGAUAAAUUACCACCUCCUAGUGAAAUUCGAAGGAAGAAAGUGAUCGUUGCAAGUCCAAGUCGUUCGGGAACACUGGGACUCUAUGGCGCAAUGAAAAUCUUGGGCUAUCGCCCCUAUCACCUUUACGAAUGCCUCUUUGUCCAUGGCGCAACCCAUAUGAAAAUCUUCAAGCAAGCUGUGAUCGCUCAAUUCAAUUGGCUAUCCGGCGUAAGACGACUGAAGAAACCCGACUGCGAGAAGUGGCUAGCCGACUAUGAUUGUAUUAUUGAGAUUCCGAGCUACUUCGGAAUGGACGUGAUUGAGGCUUACGCAGAAGAUCCCGAUGUUAAAUUUAUCCUUACGGAGAGGGAUCCUAGGAAGUGGGCCCAAUCAUUCAACAACACAAGCGCGAAAGUAGUCGCUAUGGGAAGCAGCUUCCCAUGCAACAUUUUGAAGUAUUUUCAUUCCGAUAUCUACCACUUCAUGGAUAUGAAUGCACUGGUGUAUCGGGCUCUAGCGGGUGCGACAAAACCAGGCGACCCAGAGAAUGAGGACAUGCUAUGUGAAUAUUAUUCCUCAUAUAUAAAAAGAGCCAAGUCGAUAAUUCCGGAAGAUCGCCUGUGUCUUAUUCAGCUCGAAGAUGGGAUUGACUGGGAAGCCAUCUGCCCAUUCCUGGGUGUACCAGUUCCAAAGGAAGACUACCCAGAUCGAAACCAACCCGAGAAGUUCGCAUUCCUGCUAAAUGAAUAUCUACAGCCAAAAGUUCGAACCGCAAUGUUUAGAUUUGGUGCUGUGGCUGUUGCUGCGCUCGGGAUUAUCGGGUGGACAGCCAUUACAAAUGGGCCAUCCUUACUUCCACGAUUCAUGGGAAUCUCACCACCUUGA